CCGAGGAAAACAAGGCCUGGGUUCUAAGCUGCACGUACAAAUGCAGUGAGUCGUCUUCCUUUGCCACUGUGAGAAAUCUUGUCGUUUUAAUCGCAAUGUGGAAAUCUUAGUUUUGAUCAAACAUCGAAAUGCAAGAACUCGAGAGGUGGCCCAUAUUCAGUCUUCUCGAUGAAGAGUUUUUGGCAUCUUUCAGGAUAGCGUGUGUUUUUGGCAGUGCAGGAAACGAAGCCCUGGUUGUCACAAGAGACGAUGAUGUUUACGCUUUAGGAUCAAACGGCAGUAGCUGUUUAGGAGUCGGUGAUGCUCAGAGUUGUCUUCAUCCAAGAAAAGUGGAGGCGUUGUGUAAGAAAAAUGUGGUGUCCAUGGCUUGUGGUAGUGGCCCGCAUGUACUUGCAGUCUCAGCCUCGGGAGAAAUAUACACAUGGGGCCAUAAUGGAUACAGUCAGCUUGGAAAUGGAAAUACAAACCAAGGCUUGAUCCCUUCACUUGUGACUUCUGGAUUACAAAUGAAAAAAGUUAUCCAAGUUGCUUGUGGAAGCCAUCACUCUCUAGCUCUCACUGACGACGGUGAGGUUUUUGCCUGGGGAUACAAUAACUGUGGACAGAUUGGUCUUGGAAAUACCAACAAUCAGACCGUGCCCAGGAAGAUAAAUUCAUGUUUACAGCUGAAGCAUAUAAGCAUGAUUGCCUGUGGUCAGACAUCUUCCAUGGCUCUCUCAGAUGCAGGAGAGCUGUUUGCCUGGGGUUAUAACGGCAAUGGUCAGUUAGGAGUUGGUAACAAUGCCAAUCAACUGACACCAUGCAAGGUCAUUGGACUUGUUGGAACAAUAACAACACAGAUUGUUUGUGGCUAUGCCCACUCGCUAGCCUUAUCAGAUGCUGGAUGUCUAUAUGCCUGGGGAGCAAACUCUUAUGGACAGCUAGGAACAGGAAACAAAGCACAUUUAGUGACACCGACCAAGAUUGGCCUGGAUAAAGGAAGAUUUGUAGAAGUUGCUGCCUGUCAUUACAGUCAUUUAUCAGCCGCUAUGACAGCCACUGGAAAGGUUUACAUGUGGGGCCAGUGUCGAGGACAAGCUGUAACAAGUCCUAUGGAAACAAAGUUCACAAAGGUUGAUAGCACCUUUGCUUGUUUUGCAUCACCUCCAUCUAUGUUUAGACCUCUUGUUGUGGAUCAAAUACAAGAAAAGAGAGUUGAACAGAGCGUCAAAGAGGCAUUCAACGAUCAGGAAACAAGCGAUCUAACAUUCAUGAUUGACGGGAAGGCUGUCCACGUCCAUAAAUCUGUACUGAAAAUAAGGUGUGAACACUUUCGGAGCAUGUUUCAAGCUCACUGGGGAGAGGAUGAAAAGAACGUAAUAGAAAUCACUCAGUUCAGUUAUCCUGUGUAUUACGCUUUCCUUGAGUUCCUGUACACAGAUCACGUGCACCUUCAACCUGAGGAUGCCAUUAGUCUCCUUGACUUGGCAAACUCGUACUGUGAAACGCAGUUAAAAUGCCUGUGUGAACGCAUCAUCAAACAAGGCAUCACUGUCGACAAUGCCGCCAUGCUGCUAGCGGCAGCACUGAAAUACGAAGCCCAGGAUCUCGAGGAUAUCUGCUUCAAGUUCUGUGUCAAUCACUUGACAGCUGUCACUCAAACUGAAGCUUUCAAUCAUCUGGAUGAGGAAACUGUCAAGGCGUUUAUUCAGAAAGCGGCCAAAUGGGGAGCUUUUAAAUAUUGACGCUAGGAAGUGAAUAGUAGUAUGUCACCUUUCAUGAUAGAGGAAAAUGGCCUUAUUACGUUCCUUGUCUUGUCUUGUUUGCAAAGUUUACAAGCUGUUUACAGAGGGGUUGAAGAGAUGUCCUGGGAGCGAAGUUGAGCGGGCGUCCGAGCAAGUGCGGCUCUCCCCAGCUCCUUUUCUUGAACUUUUCGUCGGCCGUGAAGUUGAGCCCUACUCGCAACCUCGUUUCCAGGGCUUUUCCUGACAACGAGAUUGCCCUAAUCGCCCGAGGCCUCUCGCUUGAACCAUUACCUGGAUCUUUUACUAAGUUUGCCUCUUGUAAACUUGAUAUCAGAAUGCUAGCAAAACAAAAAAAAAAAAACGUGACCGUUUAAAGACACUGACUUUUUCAACGUUUCCUUCCAACUGUAGUAUUUUACUGUGGCUGUGCCUGAUGUACCAUAAGUUAUAUUUAACGUAAAUUCACAAAAAAUCCUUCUGGAUAGAUUCUCAAAGUUAAACGGUGAAAUUGCGCAUAAUAUAUAUCAAAGUACAAAAUGAUUGAGCAAUGUUUAAGAAAGUAUUUAAUGAUUAUUGUAUAAUUUGUAAAUCAUAAAUUGAAUGAUGUUUCAGUAGUGUAUUUAUUGCUAUAGUAUCUGAAAACUAAUAUAUUAAAGGUCGUCUGCAGUAAUAAA
Orbicella faveolata is the source of this 2398-nucleotide messenger RNA. Its product is annotated as RCC1 and BTB domain-containing protein 1-like. Gene Ontology annotation, molecular function: protein binding. The record is from RefSeq and is a predicted model, not a curated record. Lineage: Eukaryota; Metazoa; Cnidaria; Anthozoa; Scleractinia; Merulinidae.